Molecule: messenger RNA, 1027 nt
Organism: Podarcis raffonei (Aeolian wall lizard)
Lineage: Eukaryota; Metazoa; Chordata; Lepidosauria; Squamata; Lacertidae
Product: golgin subfamily A member 6-like protein 22
Exons: 5
Coding region: 262-939 (225 amino acids)
Source: RefSeq, a predicted model, not a curated record
UGGCUGACCCAGGUUGCUAAGGUAACAGUGACAUGACCUUCAUUGUGACACCUCCCUCUGCUGGCCCACUUAUUAGAUGACCAGAGGUCCUCUAUGAGAGCUGGAAAAGCUGCGGAUCCCCAUUCAAAAGAGGAAUGCCAACAUUGACGCAGCAGAAGAGGGAUACCAGGCAAUAGCCUCUGAACCAGAGGGCCUGGGAGGUUUCCUUUCUGCCAAGAGAAAAAGGAGGAUGUUUCUACGGAGGAUGGGGAAGAGCUAAAAAUGUCCUGGAGCUGCUGCAAAGAUAAUGUCUCGGCCCCCAUGCCUACCUCCACGCCUAUGCGGCUGGAAGUACCAACGGCAGUCCCCAGAAACAAGAACCGAGAAGUCCUAAUUGCUUAUAUACUGGAGCACGAGGAGGAUGAUGAUGAAGAAGAGGAAGAGCAAAAGCAAAAGAAAGAAUCAGAAAAAGAGCGAGAACAAGAACCAAGAAAAGUACAAGAACAAGAACAACGAAGGGUACAAGAACUAGAAGCAAAAAGAGUACAAGAACAAGAAGCAAAAAGAGUACAAGAACAAGAAGCAAAAAGAGUACAAGAACAAGAAGCAAAAAAAGUACAAGAACCACAAAAAAUACAGGAACAAGACAAAACACGGCGGCCAUCAAAAGGUCAAGAUGAUGAUAUUGAAAGGCCCUGCACCUCCAAAGAUGCAGCUGAUGGUACGGAGGCAGAGACACAAACCAAUCCACGCUAUUUCCCGAAAUCACCAAAAAAGAUCACAUUGGAUGAGAUCCUGCUUGGAAUGCAGAAGAUCGAGUUCACCAUCAGUAACACAAUGAGAGACUUUGAGCAGCGCCUUUCCCGCUUGGAGCAGAUCGUUUUGAAAAUGAGGAAUGCGUGGAUCCACCACAGAACUUGCCAUCUAGAGGGUCUGGAAUAUGACGAUGAACAGGAUUAAUAUUUUUUUCCCCUCCUGAUUUUAUUGGUUUUGUAGAUUUGCAAAUCGACAUCCUUCCCCCAUCCAAUAAAAAAUAUUUAUUUGGGAA